Pseudocercospora fijiensis CIRAD86 is the source of this 1425-nucleotide messenger RNA. RefSeq lists its product as uncharacterized. Lineage: Eukaryota; Fungi; Ascomycota; Dothideomycetes; Mycosphaerellales; Mycosphaerellaceae. The transcript has 16 exons. The record is from RefSeq and is a predicted model, not a curated record. Bases 1 to 1425 code for a protein of 474 amino acids.
AUGGAGGAGGGAGGGAGAUACGCGCCAGACAGAUCUACCCCGCUGAAGGAAGGAAGGUUUACCGACGCCUCCUUUCUCGACUUUUGCAGUCGCUCUCCAUCAUACGAGAACUUCUACAUCACGACCCUCAAUUCGACUCCCAAAGCUCUUCAGGCAAGACUACGGUUCUCUGCGGGCGUAUCGUUUGUCGAUGCAGCGACGGUUGUUGUCCAGCCCCGGGCGUUUGCCAUAUGCCUCACAGGGGUUACGGCAAGCAGGACUGAACUAUUUGACCUGACCUUACAGUUCAUUGCGCUCUCUGGAUAUCAUGCGUCGGUCGUGGCUGAAAAAGGCUGGGAAGCCGUAUCCAAAGCCAGAGAGCAACACAGGCUACAGCAGCUGGCCAAUUCCGAGGGUAGAGCUUUGAGCAUACCGAUUCCCAAGUUCUCGCCUAGACAAUACCAAAGCUUACCGUUUCUAGGUGUCGGUAUUGGACAGAAUAUCGGCAUUAAGCUCCCGGAAGACGAGGCACAAGACACAAAGCCUAGCAGCUUGCUAUCGGCCACGGUUACGAGCAAGUUCCGCACCCCUCUCGAAAUCGGAACGUUCGAGGGCUCGCAAACCGCUAUUAUCUAUCAAGAAACUUUGGGAAGGGAAGUGUUUUACAAGACUACUCUAUUGCCCGAGAACCGAAUCCAAACUUGCCAUCUCUCGAUCCGACUGCUCACAUUUGUAAGAGAUUUUAACUACAUCGAAACCACAACAAUGCGCUUUCUCGCCGUCCUCUUCCUCGUCGCUACUGCCGUGGCACUUUCCGCGGACGAAGGCUUAGAGGAUAGAAGCCCAAAGCUCAACAUUCUCGCCGAUCGUCAAUGUAAAGACCCUCGUAAGUUGUCUCUGUCUCUAUCAAAUCUAUUCCAAAUCGAAACAAAUUGCCUGAAUAAUGGCGACUGCUGUUCUAGUUGCUGCGACAAAAACUCGGGCAAAUGCUGUAGCUCGACGCUUAUUCCCUCCAACUCCGGGUUGGAUCUGGUACAGUUGUCGAUGGGCGCGCGAGAUGCGUUGAUCUGCGAGUGUGAAAAGUCUUGUUGUCGGAAUUUGAUGAUCGAUUUCGAUCUGCGUUUCGUAACAGAACGCAAGAUUCUCACUGAGCCCAUCUUGGAGACAUUUUCCUCUUUGGAAGCAACCCGAACACUUUGUCAGGACUCGCUGAAGCUCGGAGAUAGCACUAUAGCUCUAGCCAAGAGUUGGCAGUGCUUUGAUCUCAUUAGCCCCGCUCCGAACGAGGUAAAAUAUUGGCUAGAGAUGAUCUCUUCUUAUCACAGUAUUGCUGAAGUGUUCGGUGGGAUAUGGCGAGCUAAGAUGAAGGAAUUGUUUACAUGUCAAGCGAGCGGCGCCGAUCACAUUCCGCUUAGUUUCAAGGCGGGAGAAUAUGCUGUCCCAUAG